AUGAAGUACCUCUUCGCUCUCAGCCUCUUCACCGGCCUUUCGGCCGCUCAAAGCGGUGCCUGGGCACAAUGCGGUGGAAACAACUGGACUGGCUCAAAGACUUGCGUCUCUGGCUACAAGUGCACCGUCGUCAAUGAGUGGUACAGCCAGUGUAUCCCCGGCACUGCUGAGGAGCCUACUACUACCCUCAAGACCACUACUGGUGGCGGUAGCACGCCUACUGGUACACCUGGAAACGGAAAGUUUCUCUGGGUUGGUACUAAUGAGGCUGGUGCUGAGUUUGGUGAGACCAAUUUGCCUGGAACUUGGGGAAAGCACUUCACCUUCCCUGAUCCCGCUGCCGUUGAUACCCUCAUCUCGCAGGGUUACAACACCUUCCGCGUUCAACUCCGUAUGGAACGCACAAACCCCAGCUCCAUGACCGGAGCCUUUGACACCGCUUACCUGAAGAACCUCACCUCAAUCGUGGAGCACAUCACCGGCAAGGGGGCCAACGUGAUUCUCGACCCUCACAACUACGGCCGCUACUUUAACAAUAUCAUCACUUCGACCUCUGACUUCCAGACCUGGUGGAAGAACUUUGCUACCCAGUUCAAGAGCAACAGCAAGAUCAUCUUUGACACGAACAAUGAAUACAACACCAUGGAUCAGACUCUUGUUCUCAACUUGAACCAGGCUGCCAUCAAUGGUAUUCGUGAUGCUGGCGCUACUCAGACUAUUUUUGUUGAGGGAAAUCAAUGGUCUGGUGCUUGGUCCUGGCCCGACGUCAACGACAACAUGAAGGCUCUCACCGACCCUCUUGACAAGAUCGUCUACGAGAUGCAUCAGUACCUCGACUCCGACAGCUCCGGCACUUCACCCAACUGUGUCUCCACUACCAUUGGAGUCGAGCGUCUUAAGGCUGCUACCGAAUGGUUGAGGAAGAACAAGAAGAUCGGCAUGAUCGGUGAAUUCGCCGGCGGUCCUAACGACACCUGCAAGACUGCUGUCAAGAACAUGCUAGACUAUCUCAAGGAGAACUCUGAUGUUUGGAAGGGUGUUACCUGGUGGGCUGCUGGUCCUUGGUGGGGUGACUACAUGUACAGCUUUGAGCCUCCCAGCGGUACUUCUUAUACGUACUACAACUCUCUUCUCAAGACUUAUAUCUGA
Molecule: messenger RNA, 1149 nt
Organism: Fusarium tjaetaba
Lineage: Eukaryota; Fungi; Ascomycota; Sordariomycetes; Hypocreales; Nectriaceae
Product: cellulase precursor
Exons: 3
Coding region: 1-1149 (382 amino acids)
Biological process (GO): glucan catabolic process
Cellular component (GO): extracellular region
Molecular function (GO): hydrolase activity, hydrolyzing O-glycosyl compounds; cellulose binding
Source: RefSeq, a predicted model, not a curated record